Molecule: messenger RNA, 4979 nt
Organism: Hemicordylus capensis (graceful crag lizard)
Lineage: Eukaryota; Metazoa; Chordata; Lepidosauria; Squamata; Cordylidae
Gene: DENND6A
Product: DENN domain containing 6A
Exons: 20
Coding region: 177-1961 (594 amino acids)
Cellular component (GO): recycling endosome
Molecular function (GO): guanyl-nucleotide exchange factor activity
Source: RefSeq, a predicted model, not a curated record
CUCCCACACCGGAAUUGGGGAGGGAGGAGGUGCGGGCGGGCCGGGGAGUGAAGUGAGCGCGGCCCCAGAGACAUGCGUCACGUGGUCUUCCCUCCCCUCGGGUUGGUGCCAGGGCUCGCUCUAGAGCGGCUCGAGGAAUUCGCCUGCCUCGCCGCCCGGUGCCACCGCCACUUGCCAUGUCCUUGCGGAAGCAGGGCGGCGAAGGCGAUGAUGGUGAAGGCGGAAGCGCGAGGCUGGGGGGCUCCCUGGAGGCGGAGGAGCCCGAGGAAUGUGCGCCGGGUCGGUGCCUGUCUCUGCUGUCUUGGGACCGCUUCUCGGCCUGGUUGCACUGCGUGUGUGUGGUGGGCUUCGACCUGGAGCUCGGUCAGGCCGUGGAGGUAAUAUACCCUCAACAUGCAAAACUUACAGAUAAAGAGAAAACCAAUAUUUGCUAUUUGUCUUUCCCAGAUUCCAAUUCAGGUUGCCUUGGAGACACACAGUUUUGUUUUAGAUUCCGGCAGUCUUCUAGCAAAAAGCUUUCUUGGCAUUGUCUACUGGACCAGUUUGACAGAGACCUACCCAUUUAUUUGAAGAAGGAUCCUGCUUAUUAUUAUGGCUAUGUAUAUUUUAGACAAGUCCAAGACAAAACGUUAAAAAGAGGCUACUUCCAGAAGUCAUUGGUUCUGAUCAGCAAGCUGCCUUAUAUCCAUCUUUUUCACACUGUACUUGGACAAAUUGCGCCUGAAUAUUUCGAGAAGAAUGAACCUUUUUUGGAGGCAGCUUGCAGUGAUGUUGAUCGUUGGCCACCCCCAAUCCCAGGGAAAACCCUGCAUUUGCCUAUUAUGGGCAUUGUAAUGCAGGUGCGGAUUCCUACGUGUCAUGACAAGCCUGGAACUACCCAAGUAUUGCAGUCUGCACACCAGUCAGACACACAAAUCUCCAUUGCUUUGCCUACAGUCCAUGAGGUGGAUCUCUUCAGAUGUUUCUUGCCAGUGUUCCUUCACCUCCAGAUGCUAUGGGAGCUCGUGUUGUUAGGGGAUCCGCUUGUUGUCAUGGCACCAUCACCAUCUGAGUCUUCAGAAACUGUGUUGGCACUCGUAAGCUGUAUUUCGCCUUUGAAAUACUACAGUGAUUUUAGGCCUUACUUUACAAUACAUGACAGUGAAUUCAAAGAAUAUACUACUCGAACACAGGCCCCGCCUUCUGUUAUAUUAGGAGUGACAAAUCCUUUUUUUGCCAAAACACUGCAGCACUGGCCGCAUAUCAUCCGAAUAGGAGACAUUAAGCUGUCAGGUGAAGUCCCAAAGCAGGUGAAAGUGAAAAAGCUGAAGAACCUAAAGACUUUGGAUUCUAAACCUGGUGUUUACACAUCUUAUAAGCCAUACUUGAACAGAGAUGAAGAAAUCAUAAAACAGUUACAAAAGGGAAUACAACAAAAGCGUCCUGCAGAAGCCCAAAGCAUAAUACUUCGGCGUUAUUUCUUGGAACUGACCCAAAGCUUCAUUAUUCCUCUAGAACGAUAUGUAGCCAGCUUGAUGCCUCUGCAAAAGAGCAUAUCUCCUUGGAAGAGUCCACCACAGUUGAAAACAUUCAGCCAAGAGGAAUUUAUGAAAACACUUGAGAAAGCAGGGCCACAGCUUACCUCUAGGUUGAAGGGAGACUGGAUAGGACUGUACAGACGAUUUUUGGCAUCUCCUAACUUUGAUGGUUGGUUCAGGACCCGGCGGAAAGAAAUGACACAGAAGCUAGAGGCACUGCAUUUAGAAGCACUAUGUAAUGAGGACUUGCUUUUCUGGAGUCAGAAACACACUGAAGUGGAAACCGUGGACCUAGUCUUAAAAUUAAAGGAUAGAUUGGCUGAUGGAGAAACCUUACCUGUGAAACCUGGCACUAUGGAAAAAUUACAGAUGCACAUUGAUUCAAUUAUCCUUGCACUGCCAGAAGAUUUACAGGGUAUCCUGAUUAAAACUGGCACAACAUGACUAAAUAGAUAUGUAUACAGUCACAUAUACCACAUCAUAUAUUUCAAAGGUACAGAGACGAUGCUCUCAGAGAACAGCAGAUGUCAGAAGUAUGUUGCACUUGUAGAAAUAGACACUGUUAAUGCUAAAAAAAAAAAAGGUUUUAAAGCAGACAGUGAGACAUUCAGCUUGAAUACAGGAAACUGCAAAGGAUUUUUGUCAAUUAUGUUUAAAAUGAAGUGCUCUUAUGGAAAAUUGCAUCUUACUUUUCUACAUGCAGGUCCACCAUGCAGUGCAGACAUUACAAAUGUUGUUAAACUGGUGCUGCUCUGUUUGUAUUAAACUCAGGGGAAGCAAUAUUCAUGUUGACUUCAAAGAUUAUCCCAGUUAAAAUAAUGGCUAACAGAUGAAUACUCUCAAGUGAGUAUUUUGCUUUGAUAUUUUAGCUUCUGUUAAGAGAUCAAAUGCCAGCCUACUAAAUGUUAUAGAUGCCAUGAACUGAUCUCCAAAGUAUGGUUUAGCAAUUGGGAAUGUCCUAUAAGCUUGCCGAAUCCUUCUCUUUCUGCUCCCUCAAAUUCAUGCACUCCUCCUUUCCAUAAUUAGAAAUAACCAUUGAUUGCCAUGAUGUUCAAAUUGGACCAACUACAAAUACUGCUAAGCUUAGUCUGCCUCCAGUCCAGGGACUGAAAUCUACUUCAGUCCCUAGUUUUAGACCUCUGUUUGAAGGCAAACUGUGGCUAGCAAUAACGAUAGUUUACCCAAUUUGGACACCAUGGCAAACUAUAGUUAUAUCAAACCAUGGAAGGGAGGAGUGCACUACCCUGCAGGGAUGCUUUUGAUCCCAGCAGCUCUGCAAUGAUGACUUGAGCUUUUCAGUGCAUAAUAGCUUAAAUGGUUUCUCAUUUGGUCACAUAGCUGUUUCUAGAAUGGAUGUUGAGUAGUUGAAGUCUAAAAUAAUUUAUUUACUACGCUUUAUGCUUUUGCCUAAGAUUAUCUGUUUUCUACUGCUGGUUAGUAAAUAAUACUGUCAGUAUAAAUUGCUUGAAACGGGGACAGUGUAUUUUUUUUCUUUUUACUUUUAAGUUUAAUUAAGUGAGUGCUUCUUGUCAGUGGUCUUAAACUCUUACCAUAAGUCUAAAUUUAAACUUGCCAUGGCAGAAUUCAAAUUUCAAAGACUAACUGGAAUUGAAUUAUAUAUAAUGGUCACUGCAGAGGAUACUACAUAAGCCUCAAUACUGAGACUAUUAGAUACAGAGCAAGCUCUGUACAUCUCUUCCAUUUCUUCCUUUCAAACAUAUGACUGCAGUUGUCUCUACUGACACCAUGGAUUAACAACUGGGGAAUGAGGUGCCUCAUGAUGAUUUCUUGAUCAGGCCAGCCCCACCUCUCUAUGUAUUAGAUACAAGUUGUUUUCUUUUGUGGCACCUUUUUGUCCAUUGUCAGAUUCCCAGGGGACGAGGUGGGCUCCUAGCCCUUCUUGAACUCCAGAAUGACUGGAGCACCCGCCAAAAGGUCAGCCUCAGGAGCAGCCAGGGGAGGAGGUUAGCUUGUCACCCGAGUCCUCCUCCUGGCUCGCUAUAUUCAGCCAGCUCUCUCUCCUGGAGAACUCCUGGCUCCCAUGCUCAGAAGCAGCUCCUCCUCCUCAGCUGCCUUGUCUUUAAAUACCCCAGUGCAGAGCUGACAGGGCUUAAAGCCAACUUCCAGCCCCGCCCCCUUCCUGCCCUUGCUUCCUGCUUCCUGCCACACCCAACCUAGCUGUCUCCCUGGAGCUGUUUCCUGCAGCUCUCUCUGCCUUGCCCUCUCAACCCCACUGGGAUCCGACCCGCCUGGGCCCUUCUCAUCCCUACUGCCCCCUGAGGGGAAUGAAAGCCCCACAGGAGGGAUGCAAUGCCAUGCCCUUCUCCAGUCUCCACAGGGCCACCCAAGUGGCCAGGUAACGUGGCAUCCCGACAUGCAUUGGAGCUAAUACAGAAGGGCAGGCCAUGUGGAGAUGCUGAAUCCUUUGCUUGAUUGGGUAAUGGUAAUUUACUCCAAAGCAUAUCAAUUAAAUAUUUAUUGAAACACUAACUCACAUCAGAUCACUGUCCAUCACAAUUUUUUUUUUUGGCGGUGGGGGGGAAUGUGCUUUCCUAUUGUGUCAAUAUUAUAUUUUUCAACUUUCUCUUUAAAAGAAAAAAUAGGAGUAGGAAGGAAGGGUUGCUUUAAGCUGCAUUAUUUAUCCCUCUUUAGCAAGGGCUUUUGCAAACCACAAAUACAACGUGCAUACUAUAAAUAUGUGUUAGGACCCAAUUCUUAUUAGCAAUAAAUUAUUGUUAAAAGUAACUUCUUUAGAAUACAAGAAUUUUAAAACUGCAGUCCUAUGUAUGCUUCUAUUAGUGAGUGAGCCCAGUUGAAUUCAUUAGGUCUUAUUUCUGAGUAAACCUGCUUAGAAUUGCUCUGUCACAGUUUGAUAAUAGCUUUGUGAGAAAUGAGACUUGGAGAAAUCAUUCUGUGAAUAUCAUAUUGAUGCUGAUGUGUACCAGUAUUGUGUGUACACUUACUCUUAGGAAACAAAUGCAAAAACUGGGUCAAAUCUUGCAAUGAUCAGUAUUGCUACACACUUUACACAUUUGGAUACAAUAGAGAUGACAUUGCAGGGCUGUUGUGAGAAACUGCUUUUGUAUGAUAUUUUGUACCUUUACUGUAUUUAGAGUAUUUUAAUUUCUAGCUAUAAACUGCCCUCUCUAUUUUUAAGAAGAUGUAUUUUUAAUAUUCACUUAUAUGAAUUCGAAAUUGGAAGCUGAAAUCAAAUUAUAAAAUGAUUACCUACAAUUAUGUCACUAUUGCAUUAAUUUUACCUAACAUAUUGUUAUUGGUGUUUUUUUGUGUGUUUUUUUUUUGCACAGCUGAUAAGUAGCAUUUUAAAACAUGGCCACUAAAUACAGUAAACAUUUGUAUCUUCAUUAACUGAAGCAUUGCAUAGUUAUAUUGAAACUAGCUACAUUAGCUUAUUUUCAAAAUGUAUUUUUGUAAAGGAAAUAAAUUUCACUUUUACAUAAA